CCCAACAUUUUCAGAUUGUUUACAAAUUUAUUUUAGCAAAUUUUCUUCUAUGUAUAGACAAAGGUAUAGAAUUGGUUAAAAAAGUAACAGAAAAUAGAGGAAAAUAGCAAAAACAUCAUUGUUUAUUGAAUACCUAACAAAAUAGCUAGAAACUGAUAGAAUAUGCUAGAAACCCUUAAAAGUAUGAGAAAUUAAGGAAAAUUCGAUGUUGAAAUAAUUUUUCGUUUUUCUGAAAAACGGUAGAGACACAGGGUGAAGGAACCGCGGUAAAAGGUAUAUAGAUGUUCCACAUGUAGCUUCCAAACACAACAUUGAGCCAUCACAAGAAAGUUCACUUGGCACCGGAAGAACGCCAGUUGUUUCCUUUUGCACACUGCAACAACAAAUAUAAUAUAUGUCAGAAAAAGCGUUAGAAUUCCACCUUGAUAACAAUCAUAUUGAUUCCAGGGUGAAGGAAUUACAGAAAAAUGUCUAUAAAUGUGCCAUAUGUAGUUUUCAAACACUACAUAUCAGCAAUCUUAGAAAACACAAGAAUGUUCAUUUGGCGCUGGAAGAACGACAGUUGUUUGCUUGUACACACUGUGACAAGAAAUAUACAUCAAAACAAUCCUUAAAACAUCACCUUGAGGAUAAUCAUAUUGAUUCCAGGACGAAGAAAUCGCAAAGAAAAGUCUUUACUUGUGCCAUAUGUAUUUUUCAAACUCGACAUAAGUCACAUUUUAAUCAACACAUGAAAGUUCACUUGGCGCCGGAAGAACUACAGUUUUUCGCUUGCGCACAUUGUGACAAGAAAUAUAAAUCAAAGCAAACCUUAAAAUAUCACAUCGAGGAUAAUCAUAUUGAUACCAGAAUGCAUGAAUCGCAGAAAAAUGACUAUAGAUGUUCCACAUGUAACUACCAAGCACGAGAUUUACCAAAACUUAGACGACACGAGAAAGUUCACUUGGCACGGGAAGAGCGACAGUUGUUUGCAUGUGCGCACUGUGAUAAGAAAUAUACAACAAAACAAAAAUUAAAAGAACACCUUCAGUAUGUUCAUAUUAAUUCCAGGAAUAUAGUCUAUAGAUGUGCCACAUGUAACUACAAAACGCAACGAAAGGCACACUUUAGACAACACAAGCAAAUUCACUGGGCACCGGAAGAGCGACAGUUGUUUGCUUGUACGCACUGUAAAAGUAAAUAUACGACAAACAGCAGCUUACAACGCCACCUCAAGCGUGUUCAUGUUGAUUCCAGAAAUGCUAAUUGUAUCUCUUCAACUGAUGAAGUGAUAUUAGAUUCUUUAAAAAUAGAAAUUGAUGAUCACGCUCCGCUUACAGAUGACUUUAGAAAUGCUGAAUGUCUACCUGCGACUAAUGAAGUAAAAACGGAAGAUUUUUUUUAAAAUAGAACCUGAUAAUGUCGGUCCGGUUUUGGAUAAUGACAUGCACGAUGACUAAAUACCGAAGAUUUAUUUGUAAAUAAGGAAGUGAUAAGAAGGAAAUAAGUGAAAUUAGAGAUUAAGAUUUUAUAAAAAUGGAACCGGACGGUGGCGCUCCGUUUCUAGACAAGUAGACGCGUUUUGCCUAAAAUUGUCAAUGAUGGCCGAGGACCGGUUUGGAUUUCACGUAAACCAAUUAGGCCCCGUCCAGAUUAGCCUUGAGAGCGUAAAAGAGACGUUAACUUAAAAUACUUUA
Sitophilus oryzae (rice weevil) is the source of this 1676-nucleotide messenger RNA. Its product is annotated as oocyte zinc finger protein XlCOF26-like. The transcript has 9 exons. Gene Ontology annotation, biological process: regulation of transcription by RNA polymerase II. Gene Ontology annotation, cellular component: nucleus. The coding region runs from base 395 to 1384 and encodes 329 amino acids. NCBI's taxonomy places the organism in Eukaryota, Metazoa, Arthropoda, Insecta, Coleoptera, Curculionidae. Gene Ontology annotation, molecular function: DNA-binding transcription factor activity, RNA polymerase II-specific; RNA polymerase II cis-regulatory region sequence-specific DNA binding. The record is from RefSeq and is a predicted model, not a curated record.